AUGCUGGUCGUUAUCAAGCACUACGCUGUGAUAGUGUACACCGUGUUGCUGUGCUUAGUGCCAUUGGGUCACACUGGCAAAAAGGCAGUGAAGUGCCCUUCAUCCUGCAGCUGCUCCAAGGAGUCCAUCAUCUGCGUCGGCUCUUCAUAUGUGCCGCGGAUCACACCGAACGAUGUCAACUCACUGAGCAUCGUGAAUGGGACUUUCUCUGAGGUCAGGGAAGCCAUGUUCGCACACAUGCCAUCUCUCCAGCUGCUAUUACUUAAUUCAAAUGCUCUUACCACAAUUAAAGAUGAUGCAUUCUCUGGUCUACCACACCUUGAAUAUUUGUUUAUUGAAAACAAUAAGAUUGAGACCACAUCAAAAUAUUCCUUCAGAGGACUCAGGGAUCUGACCCAUCUGUCUUUGGCAAACAACAACAUAAAAGCCUUGCCCAGAGAUCUCUUCAGUGAUCUGGACUCGCUAAUAGAGCUAGACCUGAGGGGCAAUGCGUUUGAGUGUGACUGCCGAGCUAAAUGGCUGAUGACAUGGCUGAAAAACACCAACGCCUCAGUAUCAGAUAUCCUGUGUGCCGGCCCAGAGGAGAUGAAGGGCAAGCGGCUCAAUGACAUGACGAGCCUCCAUGAUGAGUGCAUCUCCACAGAUUUCAUUCCACUUCAGUCUGUGACCACCGAGUCUCUUUCUGUGGACACGUUCUCCCAUAAGAAUGAUGUUUAUGUGACCAUCGCUGCUCCUAAUAUAGAGAGCUGCAUGGUGCUUCAGUGGGACCACAUCGAAAUGAACUUCAGGAGUUAUGACAACAUUACAGGUCAGUCCAUCGUUGGCUGCAAGUCAGUGAUAAUCCAGAACCUGGUAUUUAUGAUUGUUGCCCAGCUGUUUGGUGGUUCUCACAUCUAUAAGUUUGAUGAAGACCAAAGCAAAUUCACCAAGUUUCAGGACAUUGAAGUUUCCAAGAUCUCCAAGCCCAAUGACAUAGAGACCUUCCAAAUUGGUGAUGAAUGGUUCUUUAUCAUUGCUGACAGCUCAAAAGCUGGUCUUUCAACCCUUUAUAAGUGGAAUGACAAAGGCUUCUAUUCCUAUCAAUCACUGCAUGAGUGGUUCCGUGAUACUGAUGCAGAGUUUGUGAACCUGGAUGGUAAGGCUCACCUCAUUCUGGCCAGUCGUUCCCAAGUUCCAGUCAUCUACCAAUGGAGCAAGGCUGCACAGAAGUUUGUGUUGCAGGGCGAAAUCCCCAAUAUGGAGGAUGUAGUCGCUGUCAAAACGUUCUGGAUUCAAGAGGACCUGUAUCUGGCUAUGACGCGAUAUAUCGGUGACUCCAAAGUCCUACACUGGACUGCCAAACAUUUCUCUGAGGUUCAGGCCCUUCCUUCAAGAGGUUCCAUGAUCCUUCAGCCAUUUUCCUUUAAAGAUUGGUAUUAUCUAGCUUUAGGUAGUGACUACACAUUCUCACAGGUCUACCUGUGGAAUGCAGAGGACAAGGUGUUUGAGCGCUUCAAAGAGGUCUAUAUUCAGGCCCCACGCUCUUUUACCGUGGUCUCCACAUCCCGCAGGGACUUCAUCUUUGCUUCCAGCUUCAAGGGGAGCACACAGAUAUUUGAGCACAUUGUUAUUGAUCUGAGCCUUUGA
Messenger RNA from Neoarius graeffei (lesser salmon catfish), 1626 nucleotides. It is a transcript of the gene lgi2a, whose product is annotated as leucine-rich repeat LGI family, member 2a. The record is from RefSeq and is a predicted model, not a curated record. The transcript has 8 exons. Gene Ontology annotation, molecular function: protein binding. Gene Ontology annotation, biological process: inhibitory synapse assembly. Bases 1 to 1626 code for a protein of 541 amino acids. NCBI's taxonomy places the organism in Eukaryota, Metazoa, Chordata, Actinopteri, Siluriformes, Ariidae.